AUGGCCGCAGCUCCUGCUUCUGCGACGCUCGCCAUCAGCAACUCUCCUCCGCCCGGGGACUCGCCCGCAAAGCCUGACGCCGCGACGGAGUCGUCCGCAACUCCCGGCCCCCAGUCUGAGACCCCGAUCCGCACCUCUAGUCAUGAUGUGACCGACGUCCCGGACGGAGCCUCCAUCCACACGACGGAUGGCCGCGUCAAGAACCCUGUGCCCAGCAAGCUCAAGGGCAAGGCCGACAACAAGAACGGCAACUUUGGCGUCAUGCACAUCGACAUAAAUAGCUCACAGGCCGCCCUUCGAAACGCUGCCGCAAAGCGUACAAGCGAGGAGACGGAGGCUGCGGCGAGGCUGGCCAACAUGCGCGGCUACCAGUCCAUCAAACGCAGCAAGCUGGCUUGGAUCCCACCGUCUGAAUCGGAUCCGCGCUCCUCCGCCCCGGCCUACGGGGCUACACAGAAUGGCUACCUGAACACCGCCUACCCUCUGCCUGCCCGUGCUCUUGGGCCCUUGCCGCACGAGGCCAAGGCGGAGCAGGCCCGUCUUCUCACGCUGCUACGCAGCUUGAAUCCCCUCGUCGUCGUGGAUCAGCUAUGCAAGGCAUUGGCCUACUUUGGGGGCAUUCCCGGGGCUCCUUCUUCCCACGACUGUGUCUUCCCAGAGAGCCAACGCAACAAUGGUCAGGGAUCCAUCUUCGUCGGCUGGGUGGCCGAGAUAUUCCCUCCUGUCGAAGGAAACCCUACGGCAAUAGCGCCGCACCCCUCGCUCCAGAGCGCCGAGAUUGUCUCUGCUGCCGCGGCCGCCGUCGCUGUCGCCUCUUCAGAUAUGCCCGCUUCGUCUCAGCCUUCGACCCUGUCCCAUCCCGCCACCGCCCCUCCCGCUCAACCCACCUCCACAGAUCCUGCAGCAGGAGCUUCCAAACCCCCGGAAGCGCAGAAUGCCCCCGCUGCGACUCCCGUCAAGAGACCGAGAGGACGGCCAAAGGGGAGCAAGAGCUCCAAACCUCGGAUCGACAAAGGCAUCAAAAAGUCGGAUUUGGCGCACCACCAUGCGUCCAGCCAGGCGGACGGGCAUGGCUCACACAAUGCGCUCAACCUGUCCCAGAACGAACCGGGAUCCAGCGAGCAGCGAAAUGGGUUGCCUAAUCCGGCAUUUCCUGGUGAUAUCUCAGCGCAUCUCGACCCCGACUCCAGCAUCGUAAGCACUCCGGGGACAGGCAAGAAGAGGGGUCGACCGAAGGGGUCCAAGAAUCGGCCAAAGAACACUCCAGAUGCAAGCCAAGCGGCGGCGGCCACGGACGCUCCUCAGAAUCUGCUACCCGCACCGGCAACCUCCAAUGCAAUCGCGCCCUCGCCUUUAUCGCACAAGUCAACGGGAAGUAUGAAUAACAUCUCGUCGUUUGCAAAUACAAUGCCACCCAGGGCGGAUCAGCAUCAGCAGCAGAACCCCUCGCCGACGAUGCAAGAGGGUGCAGCUGUGCAGCACGGCGGACACAUGGGUGUGCGGAAUCCUCAGACGAGCCAAACAGCGAGCAUUCCGGCUGUCAGCAGCUGGGCCGGCUCGGGAAUGCAGUCUCUGGACCAGUAUCGCUCGGCCAACAACCACUCGCAUCCGAAGAAGAGGAAAGUCGGCGACCCAGCGCAGGUGGCUAGGGAUUCCUUGUCGGCAAUCACAGCCCCCGAUGCCUCCUCACAGAUGCGCCACGGCGAUGAAGCAUCGUUGCAGAUGGCUACCGCUGAUUCGGCCACCAUGAAGCGCCGGCGGGUGUCGCGAGAGUCGCUCCAGAACCCCAUAUUUAGCAAUAUCGACACUCAGUCCGGUCGAGUGGGCAUGAACACGUCGCCAAUACUUAACAACAGCUACAACAGCAUCUCCCAGGCCAUGGCCACCAAUAAUUUUGACAGUCAGCUGGCCAGUGCUGCGGUUAGGAAAGCCUCGACUCAGCAGCAUCUGCAACAGCAGCAGCAGCAGCAUCACCCCCAGCGGUCACCAACACAGGCCCAAGGCCAGAAUGUCGGCCAGUCGCUCCAAAACCAGCAACAGCCGCAGCAAUUCACGUCACAGCGGCCACAGCAGCAGAAUCAGGGGAUGCGCCCACCACAGCUUCAGCAAGGAGGACACAUGCCGCCGGGGUCUUCGAGACCUAGGCCGGGCCAGAUGUACGGCAACAGCCCUACAGGUAUAACCUCGCAAGGGUUCUACGCCCAGACAAGGCAAUUGCCAGGACAGCUAGGGCACGUCGCCGGCGGCGGUGGCGGCGGCAGCUUUGCUAGAGGCGCGGGCAGCGGUCAGGCGGCUCAGUUCGGGCCCUCGAGCAUGGCGAGGCAGAGCUCCGACGACCGCGCCGUCAAUCUGUCGCAGCAAGCGGCUCUAGCCGUCUCGCGCAGCCAGGCGGGCCAGCAGCAGACGCCCACGGCUCGCCACCCGUCUUCGGGCUUCACCAACGGCCAGCAGGUCUCCGCGACAUCGACAUCGGCAUCAGUGCCGACCACAUCGAGCCUGAGCCAGUUUCAGAACUUUGGAGAGCACAGCUACCUCGACAUGGACUACGGGCUGAACGAGCGCGACGUCCAGGACGCCGCUGCGGCGUUUGGCGACUCGACGCAGCUCGAGGCGGCGCUGGCAGAUGGGAACAUGAGAGAGAGGCUUUACCAGGCCAUGACCAACCGCCAAUAG
Messenger RNA from Trichoderma citrinoviride, 2673 nucleotides. RefSeq lists its product as hypothetical. The record is from RefSeq and is a predicted model, not a curated record. The transcript is spliced from 3 exons. The coding region runs from base 1 to 2673 and encodes 890 amino acids. Lineage: Eukaryota; Fungi; Ascomycota; Sordariomycetes; Hypocreales; Hypocreaceae.